UACUCGACUUUGCAAAUAGGAGCACCACUAAAAGUAUAGGCCUAUCCAUGGAAUACCAUUCCAGUAUCGUUUUCGCAAUCUGUCAACAGAGUUAGCGCUGGCAUGAAUAUAUGUUUAUGACACUUUUUUUCUCUCAAAAUGUUCAAUAGGCCUUAACACUGCAGAUUGUUAUUAAAAUGUUAGUUAUUAUCCUAUAAUUUGUGAAAUGACUUUGCAACAACAGCUGACUAAAGUUCCACUUAGAUAUAGGCAGCUGUCUGGGACAAAUAACUUUUACUAAAGUAUCGGUGGUCUAAAAGAUUUGCACUCGCUCAUUGUCCUCGGCUGGCAAUGGCGGGUCGGAGUGCUAAAUGUGGAAAAAUAGUAUGGCUGUGGGUGAUGCGUUCGGCAGCCGGGGAGAGAUCGAAAAUGCGGAUGUCUUUGCUAAGAGAAAUGGUCGGAUCGAGAGAGCUGCGCGUUGAGUGGAAGGAGAAAGCAAGUGAGAUGGAGGCGGGGGGAAGUUCCCAUCUCUGCGGGGACUGGAGCGCCUGUGCCCUGGACCGGCGGCGCAGUGCUGGCUAACAUUCAACCCAACCCUUGUUCCACAACGAGCUCGACUCACGCUGAGACAGGUUAAAGAAAGUACAGAUGAAUGGAGAAAUGGACGCGUCCACUAAAGACCAAGGUGAGAUCAUAGUCAAUCAACGUGAGAUCAUAGUAGUCCAUCAAGUGUGGACGCAGGACGACCUUCUGAAUCUGCUAGAGGCCAUGAAAGUCAAUCUUCCCCAGAAGGACCUGGCCAAGUACAAGACGUCGGAGUCCCAUCUGGAUUGGGAGAAGGUGGCCUUCAACUCAUUCACAGGAGAGAUGUGCAAACAGAAGUGGAACGAGGUCUCCAAAGUGAUCCGUAAAUUUCGCACAUUAACAGAGCUGAUUUUUGAUGCCCAAGACUUCAUCAAGAACCCGUAUAAGGGCAAGAAGCUGAAGAAGCAUCCAGAUUUCCCUAAAAAGCCCCUGACACCAUAUUUCCGCUUCUUCAUUGAGAAGAGGGCCAAGUAUGCCAAGCUGCACCCUGAGAUGAGCAACCUAGACCUCACCAAGAUCCUUUCCAUGAAGUACAGAGGGCUGCCUGACAAAAAGAAGAAAAAAUAUCUAGAAGACUUCCAGAAAGACAAAGAAACGUUUGGGCACAGCAUGUCAAAGUUCAGGGAGGACCAUCCCGACCUGGUGGAGAGCAUGGCAAAGAAAGGUUCUAAUGUGCCAGAGAAACCCAGGACGCCUCAGCAGCUAUGGUACAGUCACGAGAAGAAGGCCUUCCUCAAAACACACGCAGACGCGACCACCAAAGACAUUAAAGACAGUCUUGGGAAGCAGUGGACACAGCUGUCAGACAAAAAGAGACUCAAGUGGAUUGCCAAGUCCCUGGAGAUGCACAAAGCAUAUGAGGAGGUGAUGAAGGGCUUCAUUGAGACUCACCCAGAGCUCAACAUGAGCAACGAGGACAUCGUCAAGUCCACCCUCACCAAGGCUGAGAGACAUCUGAAGGACAAAUCUGAUGGCAGGCCAGACAAACCACCCCCGAAUGGUUACUCCAUGUUCUGUGCUGAGUUGAUGUCCAGUAUGAAGGACGUGCCCAGUACAGAGCGCAUGGUCAUGUGCAGCCAGCAGUGGAAGCUGUUGAAACAGAACGAGAAGGACGGCUACCAGAAACGCUGCGAGCAGAGAAAGAAAGAAUACGAAGUCGAGAUGAACCGGUUUCUUUGUAGUAUAUCAGAGGAGGAGCAGCAGCGUGUGCUGGGGGAGCAGAAGAUGAUUGGCUUUAAGAAGGGCAGCGGGGGCAGCAAAAAGAAGAGCAGAGCAAAGCCUAGCCCAGAGAAGCCCAAAAGGCCCAUCUCGGCCAUGUUCAUCUUCUCUGAAGAGAAACGUCCCAAGCUGCAGCAAGAGCGACCAGACCUGUCUGACAGUGAGCUCACCAGGCUGCUGGCACGCAUGUGGAACGAGCUCUCAGAUAAGAAGAAGGAGAAGUACAGGCGCCUUGAGACUGUCCUGAAGGCAGAGUCUGUGAAGAAGGGACAAGAGGAGCGCAGCCGGCUGCCAGACACCCCCAAGACUGCACAGGACAUCUGGCAGCAGAGCGUCAUAGGAGACUACCUGGCCAGGUUCAAGAACGACCGGCCAAAAGCACAGAAAGCCAUGGAAGCCACUUGGAACACCAUGGAGAAGAAGGAGAAGAUCAUGUGGAUCAAGAAGGCAGCUGAGGACCAGAAACGAUACGAGAGGGAGCUGAGUGAGAUGCGCUCUCCUGCAACCAUCAUUGCCUCAGGGAAGAAGAUGAAAUUUGACGGUGAACCCAAGAAACCCCCUUCGAAUGGCUACCAGAAGUUCUCUCAGGAGAUGCUGUCCAACGGAGAGCUGAACCACCUCCCAAUGAAGGAGCGCAUGGGGGAGAUCGGGGGCCGCUGGCAGAGGCAGCCCCAGAAGGAGAAGGACCGCUACAAAAAGAUCGCUGAGGAGAAACAGAAGCUGUACAAAGUAGAGCUGGAGCGGUGGCUGGCGAGUUUGUCCUCACAAGAAAGAAAUGUGUACAAGGAGUACAACUCACAAAAAAGAAAAACCCCAGUGAAACCAGGAGGCACUGCAGCCAAAGUUAAGGCAAAGGUAAUCAAGAAGUCGGACACAGAGGAUGAUGAUGAUGACGAGGAGGAAGAGAAGGAGGCUGCCUCAUCAGAUAACGAUUCUUCCAGUGCAGAGGACAGUGAGGAGGAAGAUGAUGAUGAUGACGAUGAUAAUGAGGAAGACGACGAUGAUGACGAUGAGGAGGCGGAGGAUAAAGAGAACAAGUCGGAGGGGAGUAGCAGCAGUGACUCGAGCUCAGUGGAGACAUCGGACUCUGAUUCAGACUGAAACUGGUCCAUGGUGACCCAAGAGAGACUGAGCAGCGCUGAGCCAAGAGUUCGUGGAGCGCUGCCACUGUGCCGGCCCUGCUCUCCUCACAACCCACCACCAGAGGGAGCCCCUGCCACACCAUGUCCAUUUCUCACUCGCUUUCUCUCUUCUGUGUUUCUUCAUUGGUGUUCUGUACAAGGAGGGUGAAGACCCUAACACCACCACAUCAUGCCCUUCAUCUGUUAUUCCUCCAACCCUGCCUUGACCUGCUCCCCUGCCCAGCCCACACAACGCUGGGUUCAGGUGGGGACAUUUGGCUUCCUUUCUAUAUUCUGUGGCUAAUAGGUUUCUAUUAGCUUUUUUGGGGGUGACUGUUGAUUUUGGCCCCAUCCUGUUUUGUCAGUGUCUGUCAGAUGCUAGAGGCCACGGUUGUGAAGGGGGGAGUUGUGAACAGGCCUCCGAGAGCCAAAGAACCUAUUUGACUGUGGGAUUAUUUUGGGGUGGUGGGUGCAGGGGACCAAAUAAUUGCACUCUUGAGAAUGUUUCCUUUAGUCUUUUGUUCUUCAGCGCCUCUCAACUUUCUUCCUGCUCUCAAUGUGUAUGUUUUAAUUAUUAGGUUCUUAACGAGGUGGUAUCUUCAGGAAAAAUUAAGCCAUUAUGAAUGUCUCUUGUUGUUGCUGGAAAUUUAGAGGAGAUGUAUUCAUCCACAGUUUUAGUUAGAUUUGGAUGCAUUUAGAAAAAUGGCUUUUGCCUGUCUUUGACAGGUGUUCAAGUUCAAAGGUGACUGACAGUCUAUUUAUUUAUGCUACAUAGAAAUGCGUCCAAGCUUUUUUGGGGGACAAUUUCAAGGGUCUUUGUGGAGCAAGUCCAAGACAAUUCUGUUUGACUCAUGUUGGUUCUCAUGUUGAUUUUUCAGUUUAGAUUUGUUCAUCCACUGGCCUGUUGAACAGAAUAAAUGAUGAAUGUUUCUUAGUGGUAUUAAAGGAAUAUAUCGUUUAUCGAUUAAGAGUUUUUGCUUGCCACUCUUACAGAGUAGUUAUUUUUGCCCGGACUGCAGACAACAGACUAUGUUGUACAAUUUAAUAUUGGUUUUGAUUUCUUCCUUGAACCACUGUUUUACACUUCUAUUUGAUCUAAAGCUGAUUUAAUGAAUUUGUUUUAAUAAUGUCGAGGGCUGUGGUCAGUUCCAUUUGAAAUCAGGGAUAGAUUGAAAUGGAUCCAUUUAGUUAUUUUAAAUUAAAUCAAAUUGACCCCAACCCAGAUAUUCUUUUAGUCGAAGUAUCCCAAAAAAUCUUUGCACUUCAUGUAAGCCUGUUCCAUACUACCUGUGGUCAACUGUUCAGCCCCUUCAUGUAAGCCUGUCCCAUACUACCUGUGGUCAACUGUUCAGCCCCUUCAUGUAAGCCUGUCCCAUACUACCUGUGGUCAACUGUUCAGCCCCUUCAUGUGUUUGUGUGACAGCGACUGCAUUGGUGUGUGCUGUCUGCAUCCUGUGUUUGACUGUGGCUUCGAUUAUCUACUCUUCUCCGUGUGUGUACUUCUCCACUCCCCAAGGAUUAAAAAACAUUUGCUUGGUGAGAGAAUGGGCUAGACUGUGUUCCUAAAAAUGUUUCUUAAACCAGUCGCAUGCUUUUAAAUCCUUGAGGGGCAGUGAACGAGUUUGCACUUAGGGGAGAAGGGUACAGAACCCGACUGCAAUCUGUGAAGGAUGUAUGUGCCUGUGUGGUGUAGGAGGCACUUCUCAUCCCAUUACCACACAAAUACCUUGAUGAAGAUUUUUGUUAAUGCCCUUUUCUCAAAAUGAUUGAAGCUGAGUCAUGUGUGGUCCUGUUGGUUACCAGCACAAGGACAGAUGCGUUAGACGACCCACUGGACUGGUUAUGUCAUAAGUUUAGCUUGUUUCCAGGGCAGUACAAUGGGUUAACAAUGGCUCCAGUUUUAAAUGGGACUGAGUUGGUCCAUUUCUAAAUCUCAUAAUUGUUGAUUAACACCAGCAUGGUGGGCUAUAUAUGAUUUGGUGAAGGGAAUGUGGGAAAUGUUAUGGAGGGUGGGAUACUGGAUUCGGGAAAGGGAUUUGUGGGAUGGUGUUGCCAAUGGGGAUACAACAUACUGUUUGUAUGGUAUUUGUAAAUAUUGCUUUUUUUGUAUUGUGUGGAAUUACUUUGAUUUGUAGUUUGAUUUAUUUGGCCAAGUCUUGCUCCAUCUGAGGUGUGAGUCCAUUGCUUGCAGGGGAAACGUUUUUGAUUGUGUUUGUCUGUUUUAGUUAUUAUCUCUCCCCAUGUUGGUUUCUUUGUAUAAAUGACUAAAUGAGAACGGCUUUACAGAUUUGUACUGCUGAUCAUUUGACACAUUUUUGAUGUUUUCUAUAGCGGAGGGUGUUAUGUCCCUGCUAUUUAAGCAUUUGGCAAAUAAACUUGGUCUUUAAUAAAGUA
Messenger RNA from Oncorhynchus nerka (sockeye salmon), 5297 nucleotides. It is a transcript of the gene ubtf, whose product is annotated as upstream binding transcription factor. The coding region runs from base 628 to 2883 and encodes 751 amino acids. NCBI's taxonomy places the organism in Eukaryota, Metazoa, Chordata, Actinopteri, Salmoniformes, Salmonidae. The transcript is spliced from 21 exons. The record is from RefSeq and is a predicted model, not a curated record.